Molecule: messenger RNA, 6127 nt
Organism: Solenopsis invicta (red fire ant)
Lineage: Eukaryota; Metazoa; Arthropoda; Insecta; Hymenoptera; Formicidae
Gene: Pi3K92E
Product: phosphatidylinositol 4,5-bisphosphate 3-kinase catalytic subunit delta isoform
Exons: 10
Coding region: 558-3785 (1075 amino acids)
Biological process (GO): phosphatidylinositol 3-kinase/protein kinase B signal transduction; phosphatidylinositol-mediated signaling; cell migration
Cellular component (GO): plasma membrane; cytoplasm; phosphatidylinositol 3-kinase complex
Molecular function (GO): 1-phosphatidylinositol-3-kinase activity; 1-phosphatidylinositol-4-phosphate 3-kinase activity
Source: RefSeq, a predicted model, not a curated record
UUGCUCCAUUCGCUAGUCGUCGCUGGUCGAACGCGAGGUUCGUAAGGUAAAUAAUGGCGGAGCCGUACGUUGUUAUUACGUGUAGGCGAUAAUGGUUAUUUGUAUCUUGGCACGUAAACGUACGAGGUAUCGGUCCAAUUUGAAAAGAUGCGUCAGUUGAAACGCGUCCUCGCCGCGUCGCAAAUGUGAAAGCGACGCCCGCGAGGCGCGAGGACGCGCAAGGGACGGACCUCCCGAGAGAAAGAGAGACAGAGCGCAAGAGUGAGCGAGAGUCUCGCGGUAGUGUCGUAAUUCGAAGUAAACAGCAACAACAGUACCCGCCGCGAGUUCUCUAACGUGAGAGACGUUACGACACCCUCGUUCCGUGUUCCCGAACGGGCAGAAUGAGCCGCGGAUGGUACGUUGUGCGACAUGAACGGUUCAGGAGGUAUUUUUGAUAACGCUCCCGUUACCCCCUGUGAUGUGAGGAGAUCCUGACGUACGUGGUGCUCGCCCACGACGUUACGUGCGCGUGUUUACUUGUGCCUGUACGGAAAAUUAUUCUUUCGCCGUUCAUCAUGGUGCACGGCAACAUACCGAGCGUAUACAAAUAUGACUUUUGGAUGGAGAGGCCCGGGGACGCGCACGAGCCCGCGGUGGUGGAACUCACGUGCCUGAUGCCAAACGGUGUUGUCAUACCGUUUGAGAUCAAUCGCAAUAUUACCUUAGAUCAGAUCAAGGAGGAUCUGUGGGACGAGGCUAGUAAAUAUCCUCUUCAUGGAACGUUGAAAGACGCCCCGUCGUAUGUAUUUUCGUGUAUUAACUCCAACGCAGAGAUAGAAGAAUUGCGAGAUGAAACGAGACGUCUCUGUGAUAUAAAACCCUUUUGUUCGAUAUUGAAAGUUAUAGAACGCGAGGGUAUAAAAGAUGAUAGAAAUUUAGACUCGAAAAUUGGUAACCUAAUCGGCAAGGGUUUGCACGAGUUUGUUGCCCUGAAGAAUUCCGAGAUCAACGACUUCAGGUGGAAGAUGCGACUCCUAGGGGACGAGGUGGCGUUAAGUAGACAGAAGAGGAGCUGGACGGAAAAAAUGCGUUAUCAAUUUCCGUCGAGGAUAUCGUCGUCACCUACCGUACCUAAAAAUAUCGAGUCCCGUUUGAAAGACGGAAAUAUCGUUUUAGUUACUAAAUUUGAAAAUUCGGAGGUAUCGUUUACUUUUCAAAUAGCACACACUAUUACGCCUCUAAAACUACUUGAGGUAAUCCUGACCAAGAGGUCAAAUACUCUUAAGACUCGCGGCGACCCAAACGACUAUACGCUUAAGGUUUGCGGACAGGAAGAAUAUUUGAUUGGUGACAAUAUCCCUCUCAUACAAUUUGGUUAUAUUCAAGAUUGCCUAGCAAAAGAUGUCACACCUGUACUGGUUACGUUCAGCAAACAGAGCAUACCUAUGGACCAAGAUAGCGCCUUCGACAAUCCGGACGUGGAUACGUUGCAACGCACGAAGCCAUCGUCCUCUACGUUAACGUUACGUAAAAAGGGCAAGCAUAUCUCGGCGUGGAAAAUCGAAGAACCUUUCGUUUUUACUGUGAACGGAAUUUCUCGACUUAACUGCGAUCGUAUUAUAGAGAUUGGACUGCAAGCUGGCCUUUUCCACGGUGGCAAAUCCCUAUGCGAAAGUCAGAAAACCAAAGAAAUUACUGUAAGUGCCGACGGUAGUUGCGAAUGGGAAGAAACUCUCAAAUUCGACAUUAAAGUCAGAGAUAUACCGCGGAUGGCACGGCUGUGUUUUGUAUUAUACGAAAUCAGUAAAACUGCAAAAGGUUUAAAGAGUAGAAAACUCAUUAAGGAUUCGAAGCAGGAAUUCUUCAUAAAUCCUCUAUGUUGGGCGAAUACGACGGUAUAUGACUUCAAAUCGCAGUUAAAAACGGGUGCUAUGACAUUAUACACGUGGACGUAUGCGGAUGAUAUACAAAAUGACGAUUUACUUCAUCCUCUCGGGACAGUAGUCUCCAAUCCACAUUUAGACAGAGCAGCUGCUCUAAUGUUGACGUUUCCAAAUUAUGGAAAAGAUCAAUGUGUCCUAUAUCCUACGCCGGAGAAAAUGGUAGAAUAUGCCCAAACAAUGCGAGAACAAUCUAACGAACGCUUGGCUAAAGAUUUAAAUAUGGAGGAGUCCGAUGUUAGGCAACAAUUAGAUCAACUGAGAUUACUAACCGACAGGGAUCCGCUGCAUGAAUUACACGAACAAGAGAAGAAGACGAUGUGGGUGUUGAGGCAUCAUUGUCUUCGCGAAAUCCCGACGCUCUUGGCUAAACUGUUACAGUGUGUUGAAUGGAAUGAUCAUAGAGAAGUUGCGGAGGCUACUGCGCUUAUACAACAAUGGCCGAAACUGCCAGUAGAGAAAGCGUUGGAGCUGUUAGAUUACGCUUACGCUGAUCAAAACGUCAGAAAUUUUGCCGUUCGUUGUUUAAAAGACGUUACCGACGACGAUCUCAGCCUCUACCUGUUGCAACUGGCUCAAGCUUUAAAACAUGAGAAUUAUUUGGCGUCUCCUCUGACGGAAUUUCUCUUAAAGCGAGCACUUAAUAAUAGGAGGAUAGGCCACUUUUUAUUUUGGCAUCUCAGGUCAGAAAUGAAGGUUGGCGCAGUGUCCGUUCGUUUUGGCCUCAUACUGGAAGCAUAUUGCAGAGGAAGUCAACAGCACAUGAUAUCAUUAUCUAAGCAGGUGACAUGUUUGGACAAAUUGAAAAGUAUCUCGAAGCAAGUGAAGAUGAAAAAGGAUCGCAAGGCGGCCCUUCAAGGCUUUCAGGACAUCAUACAAGAACCACACUGCCAGGAGGCGAUCACCGACAUUCUUAAUCCUCUUGACCCGAGUUUCAGAUGGAAUCACAUCAAAAUCGAAAAAUGUCGAGUAAUGGACAGUAAGAUGCGCCCGCUGUGGUUAGUUUUCGAGAACAGUGAUCCUUCCGGCGAAGACGUUUUCUUAAUCGUUAAGCACGGAGACGACUUGAGACAAGAUAUGUUGACACUUCAGAUGUUACGUAUUAUGGAUAAGCUCUGGAAGAAGGAGGGCUUGGAUUUACGUAUGAAUCCGUACGGUUGCAUAUCUAUGGAGAAUAGUAUCGGGAUGAUAGAGGUGGUGCUAAAUGCAGAGACAAUCGCAAACAUUCAGAAGGAAAAGGGCACGUUUUCCGCAACGGCGGCCUUCAGGAGAGGUUCCUUGUUAGCUUGGUUAAAAGAUUAUAAUCAUACGGAGGCGGCGUUAAAUAAAGCGAUCGAAGAAUUUACUUUGAGUUGUGCUGGUUACUGCGUAGCGACGUACGUUCUCGGGAUAGCCGACCGACAUUCUGACAAUAUAAUGAUUAAAAAGACUGGACAACUAUUUCACAUCGAUUUUGGUCACAUUCUGGGCCACUUCAAGGAGAAAUUCGGAUUCAGACGCGAACGAGUACCCUUCGUUUUGACCAACGACUUCGUACACGUGAUAAACAAAGGUCAAACGAAGAAGGGGCACGCCGCCGAGUUUCAAAGAUUUCAGAAUUAUUGCGAGCAAGCAUUUUUAAUUCUACGCCAACACGGUGGACUUAUACUGUCUCUGUUCGCCAUGAUGAUAUCUACCGGGCUGCCCGAAUUGUCGUCGGAGAAAGAUCUGAAUUAUCUUAGAGAUACUUUGGUCCUAGAAAUGUCCGAAAGCGAAGCGCAAAAGCAUUUUAGAAGCAAAUUUGACGAGGCCCUCUGUAAUUCGUGGAAAACGUCGUUAAAUUGGGCGUCGCAUAAUAUGUCCAAGAACAAUAAGACGUUGUGAAUAGCAACAAUCGCUGAAUAGCGUGAAAGAUCCUAUAUAUUCAAGAACACUGUCAUAACGUCGUCCAAUGUUACGUCGCGCUACAAAGUGCGACGUUAAGAUGAACGCUGUGACACAUUUGACGAGCACGCCGCACGUUUAACGCUGCUUGUUCGAGACUGAAGGAUUAAAAAAAAAGGAAGCUGCCGCUUCCGACGAGCGUCGUGUCGUCAGGAUUGGAAAUCGACGACCGUAACCAGUAUUGGAGACUGUAAUAAAACGAUCGUUGCCGAGUAUCAAUGAACUUGUAUUGUCGAGAGGUAAUUUAGUAGAAUGGUUUGUCGAGACUCGGAUACAUUUGUACAGUUUUAGAGUUCUACUUUGUGCAGCACAAGCAGUCGGUGCCUACGUUCCAUAUGACAGUACUUUUUUUAACCGCGGACGUAUGGUACAUAUCAAUUGAACUACAAGAAUCUUCUUCUAAGUUCUCGGUUAAAACACUCGGUUUAUAAGACAUUUUUAGUUUCAAUUAAUUGAUCUUAAUUCGAAAUUGUUAAAAUUGGUCUUACAAGCUAAGACAGAAUUAUUUUUUGUUAGACAAUUAAAUCUCGUUAAGUUGGUUAGUAUUCUAAAAUCGUUUAUCACGAUACGCCGAAAGCCUGUGAUGUUACACGAAUGUUAUUUGCAACAACAAACCGCUAAAUAUCUCAUUGCCGUCUCGUUAACAUAAAGAAACUGAUUUUGACUCUCUACACGUAACGAAAUAGAGGCAUUUGUUGUAUUGGAUUUAUCGCUAACGUAAUAAUGAAAAGACAUGCGCCGUAACGUUGUUUAAUUCGAUAAAAGCGAAAGGAUGAUCGUUUAGAUAACGGGUGAUGCGGUUUAUUCCGCACCAUUGGCAAUGACAGUGUGAUAAUCUAAAGCAAUAUAUAUUUUGCGAAAUUGUCCACGACAGUACCGGUAAAAGUAUCACGACCAAACGAUCGGCCUGGGACGAUCUUAAUCGAAAUAGUUAAGUGUACUUACAAUUCGCUGGCUAGUGCGAUUGUACGUGCGACAAAUUAAAUUUUAUAGUACAAAUAGUUAUACUGUGUUUUCCAAAACCGGCUUCGAUCUCUACUGAAAUUCUUUCCGGUGAUCUUCGGUGGAAUAUGGAUUGAAAUCGCAAUCACAAUAUAAUUUAUUUGUUCAUCGGUCUUCUUAUUUUUCUUUGAUUCAUAAUUAUUUGUAUAAAAUUCGUUGUGUCACAUAUAACGCCGUACCUCAGACUCUGGCCGUCGAAUUGUGACUAUAGCUGUAUGUUAACGAGUCAAACAAAUAGAUUUGAAAUAAUUGAGUAUUUCGUUUAAACACGAUUGUACGAAGACCUGCGAAUUAAUUGCCGAUUUGCGCUCUGCCGACCGAAGAUAUUUUUCUUACAAUUAUUUUCUUACGUUUACAUUCAAAAGUUCGCAUCUCGUUUAACGGAAAAAAAUGACGAUGUAUUUCCUGCUGUGGUGACUGGUUAAAAUUUCUUAAUUAUCAUCACGCGUGAUAUCGUGUUUUUGAAAUACAUAUACGCGAAAAAAAAACGUAACGAAAGAAAACCACUACGAGAGAUAUAUAUUUUGAUAAAUAUACUGCAAUAUAUUAUUAUUAUCCACAUAUUAGCGAUAGUUAAAUCAAUAGGCCAUUCAUACUUCAGCGCUGUCCUACGUAAUAGACCGCUACGCUUUCUAAAACGGCUCUAAAACGCACGACCGUACGCGCGCUCCUCACAAUGUAAGAUAAGAUAAUGAUCUCUAAUACACUAGGAAGAAAUAAAUAAUGUUGCAGACUGCGUCAAUGCUGCAUAUAUCCAUAUCAUCAUCCUCUUCUCUUACUAGCGCAUUACGUUUCAAUUGUCGUACGAAGAAGAAAAGGACACUUCAUACACAUAACAUUAUAGUUACACGUAUAGUUACACGUAUAUGCAUCUCCUGAUUUUACUUCUCAAUACCGCUUUUGAUUUCUUUAUAGACGGAUUUGCGCGGGUCCUACCAGAGCGUAGAUAGGGCGAGGUAAAUACACACGGGAACCGAUGGAGAGGGGCACACGUUCCUCCAGCCAAUCUCCGUGCGCGUAUAUACCGUGUACGCACGUUCUUUCACAUCGUACGCAGGUGUACACGUAUCCGUGAUACCGCAAUCCCGGGGAAAAGAAGCCGGCUUGUUCGUCGAACGUAUUUUUCCGUUACACACUAUCUCGGGCAGUAAUCUAUUUUUUUUUUUUUUAUCGUCUCGCCGCAGUACCAGAACAUGUAAUUUUAUACAAAACGUGCAUAGAUCUUCUGUAUUGGUCAGUGUCUGUUGUAAAUAAAAAAGAAACCAACUUUGAAGCCUGAA